AUGACCGCAACACAGAUCAUCACGGUCAAGCACACUGGCUCCGAGCCAGUACCAGGCGAACGCCGUGUGUCAACAAUUCGUCUUGAGGCGAUCGAUUCGCAGUCUCGCGGAAGCGAGAACAAUGGUGGCCAUUCCAGUGAACACCAUGAGCAACCAGUCAACAACAUCUCCCAGUUGCGCAGCACCGUCAUCGUGUUUCAAAUGUGCGGCAACACGAUGCUUUCCAGCAUCAUCAAUGGCCUUGUCACCGUGGGACUUCCGACGAUCACCAAAGACCUCAACUUACCACCUUCGCUACCAUUCUGGCCUGUCUCGGUGUCGGGCCUGUCAACCGCUUCCACUCUGUUACUUGCAGGAUCACUUGCUGAUGUAGUUGGCCCUCGCUGGGUCGACUUGGUGGGCACUUUUGCCAGUGGUGCUUUGAUGCUCGGAAUGGGCUUCGUACAGGAAGGCACGCAACUUGUGGCCAUGCGCGCUAUUCAGGGGGUUGGACUUGCGCUUCACCUCGUGUCUGCGGUUGGCAUUGCUACGCAAGUCUUUCCGCAAGGUAAAGGCCGGAACAUGGCAUUUGCGUGCUUGGGGAUGUCUCAACCCCUGGGCUUCUGUCUUGGUCUUGUUCUUGGUGGAGUCUUUGUGGACACGAUUGGCUGGCGAUUUGGCUGGUAUAUUUCUGGUAGUGUGGCCUUGCUUCUGUCUGUGAUCGGAUUAUGGGCACUUCCGGCAAGUCAGCAUCCCAAAAGAUGGGAGACAAUCUUGCAUGAUCUGAAAUUCAAGAUCGACUGGGUGGGAGCGCUGCUUGCCUCUGCUUUCAUGGCGCUUCUGUGUUACUUGCUCGCAAUCCUCAGUUCGGACAUCUAUCGCAUCAAGGAGACUGCAAGCAUCGUCAUACUCUGUCUGGCCGCAGUCGCUCUACCGGCAUUCGUGAUAUGGAUCCAUUAUCAAGUCCAGCGUGGAAGACCAGCCCUCAUUCCCAACUCUUUCUGGAAGAAUGCGACUUUCUCAAGCAUCUGCGCCACCAUUGCACUGUCGUUCGCGGUGAUCAACUCCAUGGAACUCUUUGCUAGUUUAUUCUUCCAAGAAAUCCAGCAGCUGUCUGCUCUGCAAGCAUCAAUUCGGAUUCUCCCCAGUCUCGUUGUUGGCGUCCUUGUUCAGGUCACUGCAGGAUUUUUCGUUCAUCGAGUACCUGCGAUCUGGAUUGUAGUGCUUACGGCUGUGCUCUGCUCGCUUUCCCCGAUGCUUAUGGCCACUGCUCAGCCAUCGUGGCCGUACUGGACAAACACCUUCGUGGCACAGCUUCUCCAGCCCGUCAAUUGCAACGCGCUUUUCACCGUCGGUCUCAUCAUCAUCACAGACAUCUUUCCGGAGGAUACCAAAGCCCUUGCUGGAGCUGUGUUCAACACCGCAGCGCAAUUCGGCACUGCGCUUGGCUUUGCGAUCUUGCAAGUCAUCUCAACUGUCAUUACCGACAAGAACCUGCAAGGGAGUGAGAUCACGCAAGAGAGUGAGAUCAAAGCUCGAUUGGCAGGAUAUCGCGCGAGCUUUUGGACCAUGUUCGCCUUCAUGAUUCUUUGCACGGCCAUUUCUGGUCUUGGGCUUCGUCGCGCUGGACGCAUCGGUCUGAAGCGGGACUAG
This is a messenger RNA of Penicillium oxalicum, 1632 nucleotides long. Its product is annotated as putative MFS transporter. Gene Ontology annotation, cellular component: membrane. The record is from RefSeq and is a predicted model, not a curated record. NCBI's taxonomy places the organism in Eukaryota, Fungi, Ascomycota, Eurotiomycetes, Eurotiales, Aspergillaceae. The coding region runs from base 1 to 1632 and encodes 543 amino acids. Gene Ontology annotation, biological process: transmembrane transport. Gene Ontology annotation, molecular function: transmembrane transporter activity. The transcript has 3 exons.